Cyprinodon variegatus (sheepshead minnow) is the source of this 1341-nucleotide messenger RNA. RefSeq lists its product as uncharacterized. Bases 54 to 467 code for a protein of 137 amino acids. The transcript is spliced from 10 exons. Lineage: Eukaryota; Metazoa; Chordata; Actinopteri; Cyprinodontiformes; Cyprinodontidae. The record is from RefSeq and is a predicted model, not a curated record.
UUUCAGCCCAGUCCGUCACCAACCAUGUCCCCAUCCAUUCUCCCAGCAGCCUGAUGCCGCACCCAAAUGCUGCUGACCGUGGUUCUGAGCGGAGACUCCGGCCCUACACACCAACAGAGACUGAGAGUAAUCCGAGUUACGAGAACGGACCUGAUUGCCAGGACAGCGACGCUGAAGACAACGGAUACAUAAAGGUUCUUCCUGAAACGGAUCAGAGUCGGGCCUCCACUCCCAGCUCAGAUAAUCAUAACUACGUGAACGUUGAAGAAGCAAUAAUCAAACCAGAACCAGAACCAGACUCGGACCCAGAAUCUGAGCCCAACUACCUGAACCUGAACGAGAUGGACCCGCCCAGUGCCACGGCAGACAUAUUGGGUCACAGUGAGCCGGAGGAGGAUGACGACGAUGAUGAUGAUGACGACGAUGAUGAUAACUAUGUGAAUCAGCCGCCUAUGAUCCACUGUUAGCCCGGCAGCGCCUGGUGGGGGGAACCGACCCGACUUCCUCAUCUUCAUCAGAACCCUGACCCUGCCAGAGGCCAACGUGUUUCGGUUUAGCUUCGCUCUUAUCCAUACGCUGCAGGGUCGGGUCCGGCCCGGUUCCAACCCUGCAGCCGGCCCAAAGGAUUCCUACUUCCAGCAGAUUUAGGUCUGAACUGGUCUUUAGAUUUAACCGGCUGGUCUUGAUUCUGGGUCCAGAACCAACUGAUCACGGAUCUAAAGGAUGAUGGUGAAGAGGCCUUCUAGGCUCCUCCAUGAGAAGACUGUCUGUUAGCAUCAGCGCUAGGACCCGCUCAGCGCUUAUUAUCCAGAUGGAAUUUAAACAGAGACUCUUCUUCUGCUGAAGUCUUUUCCAGUCAGCGUUCAAACCUAAAUCUGCUGGGUGUGAAUAGAUUCAGGCCCAGCUGUGUCCCAAUAAACCAGAAGUAGAACAUUGAUAGACGGUCGUCCAUCAUGUCUCCAUACCAGCCGCCUGCUUCUGACAUAAACUAGUUUUAUUUUAACAGACCAAAACCAGAACCUCUGAAGGAGAUCAACCGGGAUCUGAACCAGCAGCUCCUGCUUAGUUAAACAGCCAGAGAUGGUUCAUCAUCUGCUCACCUGUGAUUGGCCGUCCGUCACUUCCUGCUUUAACGGACUGGCUUUGGUUAAACCUCUGAGCAGGAAGUAGUAUGAAUGAAACCUGACCUGGAUCAACAGAAACGCUGGAGAGUCGGAUCCAUCGAUCCAGGGAUCCAUCGAUCCGGUGAUCCAUGGAUCCGGGGAUCCAUCGAUCCGGGGAUCCAUCGAUCCGGUGAUCCAUGGAUCCGGGGAUCCAUCGAUCCGGGGAUCCAUCGAUCCG